UUAUAAUCUCAUAGACCAACCCAAUAGUUUAAAAUAAUACCAUAAAUACCAUUUGAAUUGGUUCAUGAAUUUCCAAGCGAGUCUUCAAGAGUAAGCAAAGUGAUAGUGUAGUAUGUAACCAUUUCAAUCAAAAACCAUCAAUUCAACACCCUACUUCAAUUCCAAUCACCAUGAAAACGACAACAACGACCACAUCAACGACCGUCGUUCCCCCAUCAACGACAGAAGUUAUCGACGUCGAAUCAUUUCAUCUCCCUCCGACCACCACCACACCCUCCGCCCCCGUCGUCAUCGACCUUUCCGACGGUGAAGACGAUGACGAAGUCAGAAUUCUCAAUUUCGUCCCCAAAUUCAAUCCUGUGCGAAAACGACAAAGGAUCAACGUCGAAAAAGGCGAGUCUUCUUCGGCUCAUGCUAACACAAACGUCGUGCCGUUUAUCUGCGAAAUUUGCACGGAGACGAAAACCGCGAACGAUGCUUUCUUCAUCAGCGGUUGUUAUCAUGCUUACUGUUCGGAUUGCGUCGCUUUGUACGUCAGUUCGAAGCUGGAAGAUAAUGUGAUCAACGUCAGGUGUCCUGUUUCUGGUUGCAGUGGUUUGUUGGAAGCUGAGGAUUGUCGUUCGAUUCUUCCGGUCGAGGUUUUUGAUCGGUGGGGGAAGGCGGCGUGCGAGGCCUUGUUUGAUGUAUCGGAGAAAUUCUAUUGUCCGUAUGCGGAUUGUUCUGCUCUGUUGAUCAAUGAUGGGACGGAGGCUGUGAAGCAUUCGGAGUGUCCGAAUUGUAGGAAGAUGUUUUGUGCUCAAUGUAAGGUUCCGUGGCAUGAUGGGAUUGAGUGUAGCGAGUUUCAGAAGCUGAAUGCGGAUGAGAGAGGGAAGGAUGAUGUUAUGCUGAUGCGGCUCGCGAAGGAUAUGAACUGGAGGAGAUGCCCUAAUUGUAGGUUUUAUGUCGCGAAAUCGGAGGGUUGCUUGUACAUGAAAUGCAGGUGUGGAAUUGCCUUCUGUUACAACUGUGGAGCUCGUCACCAAAAUCGUAGCAGCCACUUUUGCACCAACUGUAAACGCUGACAACAUUUUUCGACCGUGUGUGUAAAAUAAUAGAACAAUGCAUCUUUAUCAGUAAGAGUUUAUUUAUGACUGCAUAGUUCCUAUUUAUCUUUGGCAGCAUUACUUGCAAUUGAAGCAAGUUGUGUAAUUCCUGAUGUAAACCAGUUACAUUACCACCCGGGCAGUGAUUUAUCCUUAUAAACAAUGUUCUAUGCUUUAGGCAUCUGAAGUACUUCUGUGACUUGUCGGUGUUCGGCACACCAACAAUAAUGAGGAUUCUACCUUAUGUAUUCUUGUGUAUGAACAUCAUUUUUCUCGCACCAUAAUGCUCUUCUCAAAAAUGUUACCUUCUGUAUGCUUGUGUAUGAACAUCAUUUGUCACCACAUUGUUCUUUUUCAGA
Messenger RNA from Vicia villosa (hairy vetch), 1441 nucleotides. Its product is annotated as E3 ubiquitin-protein ligase RSL1-like. The transcript has 2 exons. NCBI's taxonomy places the organism in Eukaryota, Viridiplantae, Streptophyta, Magnoliopsida, Fabales, Fabaceae. Gene Ontology annotation, molecular function: ubiquitin protein ligase activity; ubiquitin conjugating enzyme binding; zinc ion binding. The record is from RefSeq and is a predicted model, not a curated record. Gene Ontology annotation, biological process: ubiquitin-dependent protein catabolic process; protein polyubiquitination; positive regulation of proteasomal ubiquitin-dependent protein catabolic process. The coding region runs from base 171 to 1061 and encodes 296 amino acids. Gene Ontology annotation, cellular component: cytoplasm; ubiquitin ligase complex.